AUGAAAGCUGGCAAUAGGAGAAAGAAAGCUGGAAAGAAAGGAUGGAGAAUGAAAGCUGACAAUAGGAGAAAGAAAGCUGGAAAGAAAGGCUACCCCUCAAUCACAGCGAGAUUUCAGGCCACCGACGCCGUCCCUGUCCCUGCCGGCGGAGGCGGGCUGACGUCCAAGGGGUGGCAUCCGUGUGCCGGCGCCGCCGCUUUCGCAGCUGCCGCCGGCGGAGGCGGAGGGUUCGUCAGCCAACAUUUUCCUGUGGAGAUUGCCGCUUUGAAGCCCCACGCCGCACUUACAAUUUUUUGGUUUGGUUUGGUUAAUUUUGAAAAAGGUGCCAGGGAUGAGUUUGUAGAUGUUGUUUCUACCUUUACUUUUGUUGGUGCAGUCAGGGCAUUACAUGUGCUUCCUCAGGAAUCACCUACCUCAUUGAAAGAACCAUUGGGCAUUGUUUAUUCAAAAAAAUCAUCAGAAUCCAAUAUAGAAGGCUUGAAUGCUAAGUCCCAAGAAAACGUUCGCAUUACUAAACAACUCGCAGGAGAAUCGGGAGCAGAAGAUGAGUUUUCCAGAUCAUCCUCUUGGAGCAAAACCAGUCUUUGGACGAAAAUCCCAUCAGGAAAGUUACUCAGAUAUGUGGAGCUGACGGUGAAGGACGAACAGAAAAGUGGUUUAAUGGAAACUCAAGCAGCGGAACCCGAAGUGGUUCGAGAAAUCGAUGUUCAUUUUGCUCAUUCAGUUGAUUCCAAAACUCAGGGUGAGCUAUGGGUAGGUGGCCGACGACCUCCCGCUACCGAAGGCAACGAUGAAGCUGCUCUGAUUCACAAGCAUCGAGAAGCUGGGCAAAGUUGGCUUGAAAGGCCUACGGCGACACUAAUCGGGAAAGGUCACCGCUCUCUUAAUCUUACUUUCAGGAAAGAGCUGCAUCUAUAUGCCAAUGUUAGACCUUGUUAUAGUCUACCUGGGUACAAGACAAAAUACGAUGUUGAUCUCCUUGCUGUUCGAGAAAACACGGAAGGGGAAUACAAUGGACUUGAACAUCAGACAGCAGACAAGUCUGAGGGUUGUCGAGUAUUUCACUACGCCAAGACCCAUGGACGAGAAAGAGUAUCUGCCAUUCACAAAGCUAAUAUCAUGCAGAAAACUGAUUGUCUUUUCCUUAAGCUGGUGAAGAUUCCAUCACUUUUUGAUGUGUUUGUCAUGCCAAUUCUUUAUGGUGGCAUAAUGAACAACCUAUGCGCUGGUUUGAUAGGAGCAUUAACAUUGGUGAGGGAGGUAAUUGCUCUUGUCGAGGCAGUACAUGGUUCUGGACCUGAUAUUGCCGCGAAGACUUCAAUUCAGCUAAGUCUCGCCUUUAUAGAACGUGCUGAGAAGUUCGCUAAUUCUCCUAAUGUAUGGCUCGGAGAUAAUUGCAAUACUGUGCCAAGACUUUCAAUAGACUCUGUCGUGGCUAGCAUGGAUGCAAUUGAUAUGGUGUUCGUAGGAUCAGUUGGAGUGCUUGAAAGUGGUUGUAUUAUAAAUAUGAUGGGCACCUACCAAACUGCUUUGGUUGCUAAUAGCGUGAACAAACCAGUCUAUCAAUUCAAUCAACAGAGAUAA
Messenger RNA from Striga asiatica, 1584 nucleotides. The record is from the annotation of a GenBank genome assembly. NCBI's taxonomy places the organism in Eukaryota, Viridiplantae, Streptophyta, Magnoliopsida, Lamiales, Orobanchaceae.